UGAGAGGCUGAACGCCGACGGUUGAGUGGCUGCGGGUGUGCGCUUCCGGCCCUUGCCUCGACGUCGGCCGGGUGCAAAGGGCGCCUGGACAGUCUCUCCCGCCUCCGUCUUACGCACUCCUCCAACUUAGAGGCCCUCAGUCUCGACUCGUCUCGUUGUAGGCCUUGACGCCAUGAGCAACAAAGAAGGAUCAGGAGGGUUCAGGAAAAGGAAGCAUGACAAUUUCCCACAUAACCAGAGGAGAGAAGGGAAGGAUGUUAAUUCAUCUUCACCUGUGAUGUUGGCCUUCAAAUCGUUUCAGCAGGAACUGGAUGCGAGACACGACAAACACGAGAGGCUCGUGAAACUCAGUCGGGAUAUAACUGUGGAAAGUAAGAGGACAAUCUUUCUGCUCCAUAGGAUUACAAGUGCUCCUGAUAUAGAAGACAUAUUGGCUGAAUCAGAAAUUAAGUUGGAUGGUGUCAGACAGAAGAUACUGCAGGUGGCCCAGGAGCUCUCGGGAGAGGACCUGCAUCAGUUCCAUAGGGCCAUUACUACAGGACUACAGGAAUACGUGGAAGCCGUCUCUUUUCAACACUUCAUCAAAACACGAUCACUUAUCAGCAUGGAUGAAAUUAAUAAACAAUUGAUAUUUACAACAGAAGACAGUGGGAAAGAAAAUAAGACUCCCUCGUCCGAUGCCCUGGAGAAGCAGUUUGAUUCCUGGAGACUGAGGAUCACGCCCGUGGACUACCUGCUGGGCGUGGCCGACCUCACGGGGGAGCUCAUGCGGAUGUGCAUCAACAGCGUGGGCAACGGGGACAUCGACACCCCCUUCGAAGUCAGCCAGUUCCUGCGGCAGGUUUACGACGGCUUCUCCUUCAUCGGCAACACUGGGCCUUACGAGGUUUCUAAGAAACUGUACACCUUGAAGCAGAGUCUGGCCAAGGUGGAGAAUGCUUGCUAUGCUUUGAAAGUCAGAGGUUCAGAAAUUCCCAAACAUAUGCUGGCAGAUGUCUUUUCAGUGAAGACAGAAAUGAUUGAUCAAGAAGAGGGCAUUUCCUAGAGUGACGCGACUCAGUGAUUAUCUCCUAGGGGAGGCCAGUUUGUAAGACUGUUAUUUAGUAUUGCAUUUGACUUUAUUGUGGCUUUUACAUAGAAAAGUUUUAGUUUUUCUUGUUUUAGAUUAUAUACAAGUUGUACAUAAAAUGACUGAAAUGAAUCAUUUUCUAUAUCUUAUGAAAGUUGGCAUACAGAUAUUUGCAUAUAUGCCCAUUUGAGUUUUUGCUGGCUAAAUUUCAUCACUUACCUUUGUGAUGUGAACACGCUUCAGAGCACUUUCUGCCAUACCUGGUUUAAUACACUUCGUGUGAGUUGUUGAGUGGUAAUAGGUAGUGGAAGCCAUUUGGAAUUUAAGUUGGUGGUUUCGUUAUGUGUGAAAAGAUUUCUUAGUUACACAUCUGCACUUCAGCUUUUUGUUUCAAUUUCUUGGUACUAUUGUGUCAAGCCUCCAAAAUAGGCUUAGUCCAUAGAGCAGAAUUAAAAAUUACUAAGUUAUCAAUAUACUUGAAUUUUAUGUGGCAUUAUGGUAAAAGUUCGCAUUAUAAUCUGGCUCAUUUGGGCCAUUUUCAGUCUGUUGGAAACAGCCUUCCAGAAAAGUUGGCAGAGAUCCAGCUGUCAGUUUCUGCGUGUAGCUUUUGUUCUUUAUCACAGGGAAUUUGAGCUGGUAUAGUAGUAUUUCCACUGCUGUUUGAAUUAUAUACGUGUACAUAACUAAAAAGCUUUCAGUAAUGAUUAUUUAGCAACUUUUUUGUUGUGUUAUAGUAACAUCAGGCAUGUUUAGAGACUUUCCUAUUCUAGCAUCUAUAAGAGAUGACAUUUAAGUAAUUUUAAUGAAGUUUUGAAAUUUUUGAAAUACUAAAUUAAUGCAAACCUUUAUAGUUGUCCAGUUGUAUUCGUUGAUAGUAUAAAAAGUUGCCAAAGAAAAUUUAUCCUGUACAAUUCAGCAAUAAGACGACGCCCACGCGGCUGGGGACCCAGCGGUGGUUUCUGGUCAGGUUGGGGGGGGGGGGCGCGGGGGGGCGCCGGCGGAAGUCAGUCCCAGCUCCUCCCCUACGGUGCGAGCAGACCUUUCCGUCUGGUUUCGUGAGCUUUGAGAAGUCGGAUACUGGGUUUUAGUUUUGGAAAUAUUAGUUGCUCUGUUUUUAAGAGCUAAUUCUUUGAAAGUGUAAUUUCCCCAAAAAAAUUACCUGGAGGAAAAAAAAUGGGCAUGCCUAAUAAAGCGGUUGCUUGUUUGCUCGUG
This is a messenger RNA of Phyllostomus hastatus (greater spear-nosed bat), 2281 nucleotides long. It is a transcript of the gene TSNAX, whose product is annotated as translin associated factor X. Bases 173 to 1045 code for a protein of 290 amino acids. Gene Ontology annotation, cellular component: cytoplasm; nucleus. Gene Ontology annotation, molecular function: RNA binding; sequence-specific DNA binding; RNA endonuclease activity. The transcript has 6 exons. Lineage: Eukaryota; Metazoa; Chordata; Mammalia; Chiroptera; Phyllostomidae. The record is from RefSeq and is a predicted model, not a curated record.